Molecule: messenger RNA, 1705 nt
Organism: Hydra vulgaris (swiftwater hydra)
Lineage: Eukaryota; Metazoa; Cnidaria; Hydrozoa; Anthoathecata; Hydridae
Product: actin-related protein 2
Biological process (GO): Arp2/3 complex-mediated actin nucleation
Cellular component (GO): actin cortical patch; Arp2/3 protein complex
Molecular function (GO): actin filament binding
Source: RefSeq, a predicted model, not a curated record
AUGGAGAACACAAUGUUUUUAUUAACAAUAUUAUUCCUAAUUGUCUGCGUUUCAAAACUAUAGUUAUCAAAAAUACGAUUUUCAAGGAGAUCAGUUUCUAACUUAUGGAAAACCAUUUUGAAACUCCCUUAACUUGCCAUUUGAAGACUUGAAGCGCAAACCUAAUUUCCUGGUUAUUUAAUUGGAAUUGUAAACGAUGGAUGACCAGGGAAGGAAGAUAUUAGUAUGCGACAAUGGCACUGGGUUUGUAAAAUGUGGAUAUGCUGGUACAAAUUUUCCUUCAUUUAUAUUCCCUUCAAUGGUAGGAAGGCCUAUGCUGCGUUCUUCUGCUAAAGUUGGUGACAUUGAAAUUAAAGAUCUUAUGGUUGGAGAUGAAGCUAGUCAAUUGCGCUCUAUGUUAGAAUGCAGUUAUCCAAUGGAUAAUGGAAUGGUUAGAAACUGGGAUGAUAUGUUACAUGUUUGGGAUUAUACUUUUGGAGAAACUAAACUGAAUGUUAAUCCUCGUGAAUGCAAAGUAUUGUUAACUGAACCUCCACUUAAUCCAAGUAAAAAUAGGGAAAAGAUGGUAGAAAUUAUGUUUGAAAAAUAUGGAUUUGAUGGUGUUUAUAUAGCUAUUCAAGCAGUUUUAACUUUAUAUGCUCAAGGACUUCUUACUGGUGUUGUUAUUGACUCUGGUGAUGGGGUCACACACAUAUGUCCUGUAUAUGAAGGCUUUGCUCUACCUCACUUGACUCGUAGAUUAGAUAUUGCAGGCCGUGACAUUACUAAAUAUCUUAUUAAGUUAUUAUUGCUCAGGGGGUAUGCUUUUAAUCACACUGCUGAUUUUGAAACAGUGCGCAUGAUGAAGGAAAAGCUUUGUUAUGUUGGCUAUGAUAUUAUGCAGGAACAAAAGUUGGCUUUGGAAACUACAUUUUUAGUAGAACAAUAUACGUUGCCCGAUGGUCGAGUAGUUCGUAUGAGUGGAGAACGAUUUGAGGCACCAGAAGCUCUAUUUCAACCACAUCUUAUCAAUGUGGAGGGCGUUGGAGUAGCAGAACUCUUGUUUAACACCAUUCAAGCGGCUGAUAUAGAUACAAGACCUGAAUUCUAUAAGCACAUUGUGUUGUCAGGAGGUUCAACUAUGUAUCCUGGAUUACCAAGUAGGCUUGAACGCGAAAUCAAACAAUUAUACUUAGAGAGAGUGUUAAAAGGGGACGCUGGAAGAUUAUCGAAAUUUAAAAUCCGUAUUGAAGACCCACCUCGCAGAAAACACAUGGUAUAUUUAGGUGGCGCCGUUUUGGCUGAUAUAAUGAAAAAUAAAGAAGAGUUUUGGAUGACUCGAAAAGAGUACGAAGAGAAAGGAUUGAAGGUUCUCUCCAAGUUAGGUGUUGCCCCGAAAUAAUUUUUUCAGAUACUUUUAUAAACAUUUUAAAUGAAAAAUAUUUCUACAGCCUUUUUUUCCUUUUUUUUUUUUUUUAAUUUCAUUGUUAUUAUUUUUUCUAAUAACUUAAAAACUCAAAACGGUUUUUUUUUUCUAAUAAUUAAUAUUUGCAUUGACAUUAAAUUGGAUUUUAUACUUAAGAAUAACUUUUUUUUUUUCAUAUAUUGGCUGGGUGGGGAGGGGCUCUACUUAACUUUUUUAUGUUGUUGUAUAUAGUUGUAGGGAGAUAAAUAAUUUUUCAUAGUUUUUCUUUGUUUAAACUGAUUAAACGUGUUCAAAAGUCUA